AUGUUAGCCAGAAGGAUAUCCCUUCUUCCUUCUUCUAUUUGGUUUUGGCACUGGUAUCGUUUUAGUAAAGUUGAUACCUUUUGGCGCAGGCAUCAGAGGUGGGUCGGAAUUCCGAAUUCCGACACUUCUGACUGUUCCGACCCACCUCUAAGUCAGGCAUCAUCAUUGCCGAAAUCUACAUAUAUUUAUAAUUUAUUUUACACUUUUAUUUCUAAUAAAGAUUUCACAUCUGCAUCUCCUGGAGAUUGGUUAGACAAUGAAGGUUUAGUAAACAAGGAAAGCAUAAGAUAUAUGGGAAAUUUGUUUAAAAAAGAGGUUGCAAGUAGUGAAUUUGCAAAUUUUUAUGCAAAACUGACUUUAGCUAUUUUCAACUGUUUUUGUAACGAGAGGAAUGUUAAUGAUUUACGAUUACCUUCGUCUAUGGAAUAUUUAUACAAAAAAAUUAAACUUCAUUUCGUUAAUCAACCCUUGCUUGCAAAUUUCAAAGAAUUUCCUGUCUCCGAAAAAAUUACUUAUAUUGGAGGACUUCUUGUUGAGCAAAAUAAAAUUUUGAUUCAAGAAAAGGUUAAAGCCGAGGAUAAUGAGGUAAUUCAUUAA
This is a messenger RNA of Meloidogyne enterolobii, 597 nucleotides long. NCBI's taxonomy places the organism in Eukaryota, Metazoa, Nematoda, Chromadorea, Rhabditida, Meloidogynidae. The record is from the annotation of a GenBank genome assembly.